AAAAGUAAUGUACUAUAUAGGGAAUAGAGUGCCAUUUGUGAUGCACACAAUUACUGUAGUAACAUGACACUGCCUCAACCAACUAAAGACUUCAUUGAUCAAUUUUCACACUGUUUAUUAGCACCUCAUUGGAAAUCCCCAUCACUCAUAAAAUACUUGGGCUAGAAUGUCACCUUUGUGUAACAGCAAGACGAUUACAAGAUGACAGAAGUUUUAAAUAAGUUUUAAAUAAAUUGUGUGAAAGUGAUUCAUAAUUCAUGCAUACUAUACGUACUAUGCUACUUAUACUACCCUCAGGGCAGCAUUUCAUUUCCAUACAAGAUGUGAAAAGAUGUGCACAAGAUGUGAAAAGAUGUUGAACCUUUUGAAAAGACACCUUUUUGGUUGAAAAUAUGUUGAAAAGAUGUAUAUCUGGUUGAAAAGUUUUUUUUUUUCAAUGUGUUGUGCUCAUUGGGAGCAUACUGAUCACACUGUGAUGGAGCUGAAUGCUGAUUAAGUGUAAUUUAUGACUACAUGGUAAACAGCCGCAUGAAAAGAGGAAGCAGAUAAAAGUUGAGGCUACAGACAGAACAGAUCUGUCUUGAGUCUUGACAUUUUCUCGCACACCAUAAGUUCUUGGAAAUAGGACUACAGAAUUCACUGAACACUUAAGAGGAGACUAGAUAUAGCAGUCAGUCCACAUAAUGUGGCCCAGGAUGGUCUAGAUCUGGAAGGUUAAUUACUGAGACCCACCUGCUGACCCUUACCCAUGUUCUUCUGCUCCGGGGGACCUGUCCUCCUGCGCUCCCCAGGAAACAUGCUUAUCUUCUGGAUGUCUUGUGGAUCGCUUCUCCCUCCCCUGGUCCUCUGCUAUAAUGGAAAAGAACGCUGCACAAUCCAGGAGAACAAACAAUAUCAUGCCUUCUUCCCACUCCCUCUCUCCAUAGUGUCCCCUGUGCUUGAGUCCCUGCGGUGCUACAAUGACUACAGCUCCUACGUCCGCUGUAGCUGGGAAGAGAGUCCGCACGCGUCUUCACAAGCCCCGUUAGCCCUAUACUACUGGGACGACACUGAGAACCGUGAGUCCCUGUGUAAACCCUAUGGUCAGCCAGCAUUGAAUGCCAACAACAGCAAGCUCACAGCCCAGUGUCAGUACAACACUCGUGACUUUGGCAUCAAUACCAACCAUGUCUUCUUCUUCAAGACCUCCUGUCCCCCUGCCCUGCUUCUGUUUAAGAAUCUGAGGGUGCGUCCACCAGUCCACUUAUCACAGCAGCCUGUAGAGAGAGGGGGCCGUUUGCUCAGCUGGGAAAGCCCCUACCCCCCAACGUCCCUCCUGACCCCCACUCUCAACUAUCAGGUCAACUACAGGAGGUCUAACCAGGAUGACUGGACAGCAGUGAAGGUUCAGGACACCCAGCUGAGUGUGGAGGCUGAAGCUCAGGUGCCUGGCUGCCAGUAUGAGGCCAAGGUUAGGGCAAAGGGGAAGAUGGGACUGUGGAGUGAGUGGAGCUCUCUAGUGACCUGGAUGACUGAGGAUGACCCUGUGCCAGGCCCCUCCAGUGCGCAGUGUGUGGUGGAUGACGAGAAAGUGGUGACAUGCAGCUGGGAGGUGAAGAGAGACCUGGCUCAGUUCCUUACCUUCCAUCUGUCCAGCAAACACAACCACACUGCACCAGCCCAGAAAUGCUGUGUUAACACCAUGGUCAGCGCUCCAUCCAGGGGUCCAAUGCUCAAAUACAGCUGCUCCUUCCCUGUCCCAGACUCAGAACAGCUAGAGGUGGAGUUCAUCCCCACAUGCAACAGCAAAACGUUUAAAACACAUAAAAACAUUCGUCCAAACCGUCCACUCCACGUGCAGAUAGAAGCGAGAGAUGGGAACUGGAUUCUAAAAUGGAAUCCGCCAAAAUCAAAUUUUGAACUCGCCUAUCAGGUGCACUACUGGAGUAAUGACACUCAGGAGGAUACUAGGUUCCUCAAUGUCUCCCAGGGGUCCCUCUCACUCUCCAUCCUGGGGAGGUCCCUGCGCCCCUCUGAGUGCUACCUGGUUAAGGUGAGAGCCAUGGUGGUCCCGGGAAGGGGUGAUACUUUCGAAGGACCCCCCUCAGAAUGGACCGACACAGUGGAGUGGACCUCACGACCAGCUUCCUGGUCCAUCACCACCUUCCUCUACAUCUUCAUCAGUGUACUGGUGGCCAUUGUCUUCAUCGCUCUCUAUGUUACCAUACCAGCCUGUCACAGGCGGGUAGUCCUGUGGGAGGUGUCUGUCCCGUCGCCCCUCAAGAGCAAGGCACUGGGAGAGGUCAUUAAGAAGUCUCCUGAUAGGUUGUUAUUUCCCGAGAGUGAGAGAAGUGAAAAGACCUACAUCUGCAGCGUACAGACACUGGAGAGCAAGGAGGAUAUCAGUCUCUGCUUUAGCUGCUCUUCAGAUAAUCCAUUGUGGUUGACCCCAGAUGUAAAGGCCAAUGGACUGUUCCAUUCCAUUACCAAGGAGGGGUGGAAGAAGUAUGACCCAAACUUUUCCUCCCUACUUCUGUUGUCUGUGGACAGAUCUUGCCCUCCUGCUCUAGACUCAUCCGGCUUCAGCUUCAGUGGCCCUUACAUCUUGUGUGGUGACAGUUCACCGGCGCCAAGUGAGUUUCUGAGUCUGGAGCCUCCCUGUGAGGAGUCCGACAACACUCUCUCUAACUCUGACCCCUCUUCUCCCUCCUCCUUGGAGAGGUCUGCCCCAUCCCUCUUGGAGUCGAGUGAGGGCUAUGUGGCGAUGCCUCAGGUCAGUGCUGGCCUGUCCAGAUCAACAGAGGGAGUGUCUGAUGGUCUUAUGAGCGCUGUAGUAACGGAAGAUAGUAAGAACACUGGUAACAACAACGGCAACAAUGUCAUCAUCAUGGCAUGGCCCAAGUCAGAGCUCCUCCCACCCCGACCUAGCUCUAUGUCCACCUGCUCACCACCCAGUGAGAAUGAAGACCCUCCUCCAGCGUACAUGCCCCCCACCACCACCACCCCCUUGACCUUGCCCCCAGUGGACCCUACCCUACAUACCUCUGGGUACUGCUUCCUCCCGGCUGUACAGGCACUUGGGGGCUGGGGCCAUGUGCAGUCUUCUGGGCCACCGAAAGGGAUCAGUCAAGAGCAGCAGGCAAGGAGGAGAGAGAGGAGGCAGGAGGAGCAGUGCAAGGAGGAUCCCUAUGUCAGACUGUCCCAGCUAGCCACUUAGCUAACCCCAUCUAAUGCUGGAAUACAUGCUCAGGACAUGAGGGCCUCUAUAGGCCACUGUUCUCAAUAUUUGAUCCAUUCUAACACUAACACACCUGAUUCAACUAAUCAUAAGAGCUUGAUUAUUAGUUGGACUAGUUCAAUCAGGUGUGUUAGUGUUGGAAUGGACCACGUGUAAAACUACUGAUUUGUGGUCACUGAAGACUGGGUUGAGAUUGAGAAACACCUCUAUUCCUAGGAGGGAAAACUGUGGCGCCUCAUACAGUAGCCUCCCUUGAUUACUCACAAUGGCCAGCAGAUGGCAGCACUGUACUUACUGUGUAUCUAUUGAACUCAGAGGUGGCCUAUGGAUUCUACUGUAAGGACUAACUACAAACACAGAAGCAUACUGCAGUAAGCCAUUCCUCUCUGGGUGGUAAGGUGACUAAGGGCCAGAAUCCCAGGUUUCCACCACAUCACAUGGCAUGGAUGGUACAUGUGUAACAGGGUGGCACUGUUGAGUUGGUGAGCGCAGCCUUAUUCCUCUGUCAGUGCCAGUGGCUGUUCCUGUCGUUCUACAGCAGGGGUCGGCCCCCGGGCUCAAAGUGUUGUGUUACAGAAUCAAAUCAAAUGUAAUUUGUCACAAGCUUCUUAAACAACAGGUGUCGACUUAUAGUGAAAUGCUUAAUUACAGGCCCUUCCCAACAAUGCAGAGAGAAAAAUAUAGAAAAAAAUAUUACACGAGGAAUAAAUACACAAUGAGUAACAAUAACUUGGCUAUAUUCACGGGGUACCAGCACUGAGUUGAUGUGCAAGGGUAUGAGAUAAUUGAGGUAGAUAUGUACAUAUAUGUAGGGGUAAAGUGACAAGGCGACAGGAUAGAUAAUAAACAGUAGCAGCAGUGUUAGUGCAAAGAGGGUCAAUGCAGAUAGUCUGGUUAGCUAUUUGGUUAACUAUUUAGUAGUCUUAUGGCUUGGGGGUAGAAGCUGCUCAGGGUCCUGUUGGUUCCCGACCUGGUGCAUUGGUACCGCUUGCCAUGCGGUAGCAGAGAGAACAGUCUGUGACUUGGGGUGGAUGGAGUCUUUGACAAAUGUUUUCCUCUGACACCACCUGGUGUAGAGGUCCUGGAUGGCAUGACCGUUCACACUACCCUCUGUAGCGCCUUGCAGUCGGAUGCCAAGCAGUUGCCAUACCAAGCAGUGAUGCAACCAGUCAAGAUGCCUUUUAAUGGUGCAGCUGUAGAACUUUGAGGAUCUGAGGGUCCAUGCCAAAUAUUUUCAGCCUCCUGAGGGGGAAGAGACAUUGUCGUACCUUCUUCACAAAUGUGUGGGUGGACCAUGUUUAUUCCUUAGUGAUGUGGAACUAAGGAGCUUGAAGCUCUCAUCGCGCUCCACUACAGCCCCAUCGAUAUGGAUAGGGGUGUGCUUGGCCCUCCGUAUCCUGUAGCCCACGAUCAGCUCCUUUGUCUUGCUGAUGUUAAGGGAGAGGUUGUUGUCCUGGCACCACACUGCCAGAUCACUGACCUCCUCUCUAUAGGUGGUCUAAGCAGCCUUAAUGAUGGAUUGGAGUUGUGCGCAGCCAAGCAGUCGUGGGUGAACAGGGAGUACAGGAGGGGGGACUAAGCAUGCACCCCUGAGGGGCUCACAUGUCGAGGGUCAGCGUGGCAAACUUUUUACUUCCUUGGUUAAAAGCGAGGACACAUUUAAAAAAUAGAGGGGGAAGAUGUAACAGGGUGGAACUGUUGAGUUGGUGAAUGCAGCCUUGUGCCUCUGUCAGUGCCAGGUGUGUGAGAUUGUUGAUUGUAAUUAAGGGUGUGGCCUUCAGUGUUUAACUUGGCAGUUCUUGUUGUUCUACAUAGUCGCAUUACCAUGAGAAGGUUGGCAUGCGCAGGGAGGAUGGGAGUGGCAACAUUGGGCUAGUCCAAAUUCUGAAGUAUAUCCGGGGAUUUUGUAAGUGGCAAGAGUACCCGUAUGCUAAUUUGACCCACUCUGCUUUUCCCUUGGCAUUCCCUCCUGAGAGUAUUGUGCAACAUGUUCUGUGAACACGAGUAAUUCAUCUGAUCUGUGUUAUGCCAUAGCUCAGGCAUAUAUCGAAUAAUUUAGGAUUUGUAUGUCACCUAAAGUUUUUAUGUCCUGUGAUAGGGAAUCAGUAUUAUCUAGAGCUUCCAAGGAACAUGUAUGCCUGUAGCUGAAGAUUAAAAUGGGGUGUAAAAUAAAUUAUUGUUGUUCCUUA
This is a messenger RNA of Salmo salar (Atlantic salmon), 5406 nucleotides long. The record is from RefSeq and is a predicted model, not a curated record. NCBI's taxonomy places the organism in Eukaryota, Metazoa, Chordata, Actinopteri, Salmoniformes, Salmonidae.